UUUGAUUCGUAUUAUUUGAGUGUGGUUGAUGAAAGUGACUUUCAAACAGAAAAUAUCGAAGUUGACAGUCUAUUAAAGAAUUAUGAAAAGAAUUGUGGGGGUGAUCUGAAAUCUUUGUUUAAGAGAGUGGGGUCAGGUGCCCGAGAAGAGUAUGAAAAAUCAGAGAUAAGGGGAGAUAAGCAUUCACAUAAAUUCUUAAAAAGAUUGAAGAGAUGCCCUCAGCAAUGUAUAAGGUAUGAGUGGAAUGGAGAGCCGUUUUUUAUAACCAAGCCUUCUAAAGAUCAACAAAGGGAGCUAACUUGUCCGAACUGUAGAAGUCAAUGUGUUUUUGAACUACAAUUGAUGCCACCAUUAGUCAACUAUCUUCACAAUUCACAUGGUGAUAGUAGUGAAUUUGGAACUGUUAUAAUAUUUACGUGUAAAGAUAGUUGUUGGUCAUCAAACCAGAGACUAAUGGAAGAGACCAGUAUAGUCCAGUCUGAUCCUGAUAGUCAUCUAUUCAAA
Messenger RNA from Lottia gigantea (owl limpet), 504 nucleotides. RefSeq lists its product as hypothetical. NCBI's taxonomy places the organism in Eukaryota, Metazoa, Mollusca, Gastropoda, Lottiidae. The annotation marks the transcript as partial. The transcript is spliced from 4 exons. The record is from RefSeq and is a predicted model, not a curated record. Gene Ontology annotation, cellular component: cytoplasm.